AUGGCAAGGAAAAGAAGAAGAAGAGAACAGCGAACAGACCAAUCUCAUUCAUUCGCUUGUUGUUUCGUAAUCGAUAAACUAUCUGGCGAAGACUUUUAUGAAUUACUGGGAAUAACAAAAUCAGCAACGCAACGUGACAUACGCCGUGCAUUUAAACGUUUGGCACUUGAGAAACAUCCGGAUAAACGAACGGGCGAUCCGAAUGCCCAUGCAGAUUUCGUUCGAAUCAAUCGUGCUUAUGAGAUCUUACGUGAUGAUGAAUUGAGAAAAAAGUAUGAUACCUAUGGCGAAGAAGGUCUCAAAGAUGAUUUCAAUCGAGGAAAUCAGUAUCAAUCGUGGAAUUUCUAUCAACAGAAUUUCGGAAUUUAUGACGAAGAUCCAGAAAUCAUCACACUCAGUCGAUCUGACUUUCUGCAAUCGGUUGAGGGCUCACAAGAUGUAUGGUUCAUUAACUUCUAUUCUCCUCAGUGUUCACAUUGUCACGAUCUUGCACCAGUGUGGCGUGAAAUAUCGAAAAUUCUCGAAGGUGUUAUUCGCAUUGGUGCAGUAAACUGUCAAGACGAAUGGAUGAUGUGUAACGAACAAGGUAUUCAAGGGUAUCCGGCUUUGCGUAUUUAUCCAAAACGUGAUACUUACGGAGGACCACGUGAUAAAGAUAUCUUAAUACGUUAUGCGAUGAGUUUUGUUAAAGCGAACGUAGUGAAAUUCGAUGAUCGAAUGUUUCGAACAUUUCAAUUUGAAAAUAAGAAACCGUGGUUAAUAUCGUUCUGUCGAGAAGUUGACGAAGGCGACUGUCUCGACGAUGAUCAAGUCUAUAAACUGGCUGUCAUGUUGAAUAAUCUUGUGCAAGUUGGUAGUGUGAAUUGUCAAGCGGAUCCGAUUGUUUGUCAACAACUGAAACCAUACAGUACGAUUCUCUUCUAUAAAGCUGAGCAGUUCCCAAUCGGCGAAAGUUACUCAAUUACCACAAAAAAUAUCAAAGAAAUCGUCACACAAAUUUUAGCAUUGCUGCCUGACUUAUCAUUGGUCACCGAAGAUCAUCUUCAACGAUUAAGAAAUCAUUUGAAAGACAGUUCGGUGGCUAAACCAUGGCUAAUUCAUUUCCAUGAUCAAACCAAUAACGAAAAAGAUCUUGAUUUGAGAAAAUUGCCAUCGAUGUUAAUUGAUUUCAAUGUCGGUCGUUUCGAUUGCUCAACAUCACCCAAUGUUUGCAAUGAUUUAUACAUAUUUAAAAAGCCGGCUUUCGUCUUAUUUAAGCGUGGCGGUCACUAUGAAUUCUAUUAUGGUCGCCACACAUCGAGCGAUAUAGCUGGUUUCGUUCGUGAAAAUGCUUUUUCGCCAUUACGCGCAUUGACUCCAGCAGAUUUUCCAGCUGUCAAAACCGACGCGAAGCCAUACAUCAUCGAUUUCUUCUCACCAUUUUGCCCACCGUGUAUGCACUUACUACCGGAAUUUCGUAAAGCAUCGAAACGUGUUGGUGAACAAGUGAACUUCGGUACAGUAGAUUGCACAAUCCAUAUGCAUUUAUGUCAACAGUCCGGCGUUAAUUCCUAUCCAACAACGAUCAUGUAUAACCAGUCAACUCAAUAUUAUUUUCAUGGACAACAUCAAGAACAAGCGAUACUUAAUUUUAUCGACGAUAUCCUUCAUCCGACUGUUAUUACAUUGGAUAAUGAUCUCUACACGAAGUUAGUAGAAAACAAAAACGUCAGUGAAAUGUGGUUAGUCGAUUUCUUUAUGCCAUGGUGUUUUCCGUGUCAACAAUUGAGUGGAGAAUGGAGAACAUUAGCAAAAUUCCUAAAAGGCAUUGCGAAUGUUGCACAAGUUGAUUGUACAGUACAAACACAUUUAUGUCAACGACAAGGUGUGCACUCGUAUCCGACUAUUCGUAUUUAUCCUCCGAACACCGAUGGAAAAGCUCACGUAUCAUAUGACAAUGGAUGGCGCGAUGCAAAUUCUUUACGAACAUGGGCGUUUCAGUUUUUACCAAGUAAAGUUCUUGAACUUGAUGGAAAGAAUUUUUCAACUACUGUCUUACGCGAUUCCAAACCUUGGGUCGUUGAUUUCUAUGCACCUUGGUGUGGACAUUGCCAUCAUUUUGCCCCAAUCUUCGAAGGCAUUGCACGCAGACUAGACGGACAUGUAAAUCUAGGCAAAGUUAAUUGCGACAACCAUCGAAAUAUUUGUGAACGAGCAUCGAUUCGUGCCUUUCCUACCAUUAAAUACUACAAAGGUUCAGAAGAUUCGAAACGACAGGAAUUUCUCGGUGAUGAAAUAGCAAACUUGGAUGCUGAGUUCAUUGUGAAUUAUGUUAAUACUCAAUUACAAGAUCAACAAAAGCAACGACAAACUUCCAAUGUUGAACACACGACUGAAUUGUGA
Messenger RNA from Adineta ricciae, 2382 nucleotides. The record is from the annotation of a GenBank genome assembly. NCBI's taxonomy places the organism in Eukaryota, Metazoa, Rotifera, Eurotatoria, Adinetida, Adinetidae.